Messenger RNA from Neoarthrinium moseri, 1350 nucleotides. RefSeq lists its product as uncharacterized. The record is from RefSeq and is a predicted model, not a curated record. The transcript is spliced from 5 exons. NCBI's taxonomy places the organism in Eukaryota, Fungi, Ascomycota, Sordariomycetes, Amphisphaeriales, Apiosporaceae. The coding region runs from base 1 to 1350 and encodes 449 amino acids. Gene Ontology annotation, molecular function: iron-sulfur cluster binding; catalytic activity.
AUGCCGAGCGUAUCGAUGGCCGAGCCCAUCGUACCCAACUAUCCCCAAGAGGCGCUUGGCCGGGACGAAUUCUGGCGUCAAAUCCCAAUGUGGAAGGAUGUCUCGACACAGCAAUUCCUCUCUUGGGAUUGGAGUAGGAAAAAUGUCAUCGAAUUUCACAAAAGAACAAACCCGGAUUCGUUCAGAACACUACUCGCAGGAUUACUCCCUGACUCCGUACCGCUGGACAGGAAGACCGGGAUGAUCCAGAGCCGCGAUGAGUUUAUCGAGGAUGUGUUUGCCGGGCUGACCACUUCUACAAUGUCUUUGCGUAUAAUGCCUUAUGUCUUCAGCAGGAUCAACUGGAAAGAUCCUCGACACGACCCAAUCUUCCGCCAAUUCAUACCUCUUGGCUCCCAGAUGCUUCCAGAUCAUCCAGAAGUCAAACUAGAUUCGCUUCACGAGGAAUCGGACUCCCCGGUCAAUGGCUUAGUGCAUCGUUACCCGGACAAGGUCCUCUUCUUGGCAACCUCGGUUUGCCCAACUUACUGCUCGUUUUGCACUCGAUCCUAUGCAGUCGGGGCUGACACGGAGGAGCUCGAGAAAAAGGGACUCCUGAAGAUGACCCGAAAGCGCUGGGACGAGUGUCUUGCCUACAUCGCCAGCACCCCUGAGGUCCAAGACGUUGUCAUCUCGGGCGGCGACUCCUACUAUCUCGCCGCCAACCACAUCGUGGAGAUUGGCUACCGCCUGCUGGCGAUGCCAAACGUCAAGAAGAUCCGGUUUGCGUCCAAAGGGCUCGCUGUUUCUCCGACGCGAAUACUCGACCCCAACGACGAGUGGACCACUGCCAUCAUUGCCGUAAGCCGACAGGCAGAAAGGGUUGGCAAGAGAAUGGCCCUACAUACCCACUUCAAUCAUCCAAAUGAGAUCUCAUGGGUUACGGAGAUGGCCAGCCGCAGACUGCGGGACGCGGGCGUGACGGUCAGGAACCAGAGCGUCCUACUCCGCGGCGUCAACGACAAUGUCGAGACCAUGUCCAAGCUCGUCCGGACAUUGUCUGAUACUCUGCGAAUUGCUCCGUACUAUGUCUACCAGUGUGACAUGGUGCCCAAGGCAGAACACUUCCGGACGCCACUACAGACGAUACUCGAUAUCGAAGAGCAAAUGAGGGGGUCAAUUGCCGGGUUCGACAUGCCGACCUUUGUUGUCGAUCUCCCAGAAGGCGGCGGCAAGCGCCUUGCCCAAAGCCGGAAGUCAUAUGAUCGUGCCACCGGUGUGUCAACAUUCACCGCGCCGGCUGUCAAGGGCGAUACGAAGGAAAAUAAAGUGUACCGUUACUUUGAUCCACUGAACUCUCUGAUCAAGUAA